Messenger RNA from Alternaria ethzedia, 237 nucleotides. RefSeq lists its product as uncharacterized. The record is from RefSeq and is a predicted model, not a curated record. The transcript is spliced from 2 exons. NCBI's taxonomy places the organism in Eukaryota, Fungi, Ascomycota, Dothideomycetes, Pleosporales, Pleosporaceae. The coding region runs from base 1 to 237 and encodes 78 amino acids.
AUGACUCUCAGUCUGCUAGCUCGCGACGAUACCAACUGGGCGGAGUGGAACAAGUUGAAUAUUACUGCAGACACCAUGCCCUUCACACGGUCGCAGUCGGACACCCAGUUGCUGCAUCCUCAGACCGGAAUGAAGAUGGCACGGGCAAACGGUCACCUGACCAAGAGCCAGACUGGUCAUGCUUUCCUAGAAGAUGCCGGCCACCGGUAUCCGUUUGGCCAGGGACCGGGCUGGUAG